AUGCCAGGUACAAUGGAGGCAAUAUAUAUGAUUUUGAUUGCUGGUGAACUGACUAGAAAUUUAGGAAAUGCAUUUUUUGUACUGGUUAACUAUUGGCUCAGAAGGAAAGAUAGCUCUUUGACUGACGUCAUCCUGGUCAGCGUAGCCAUCUCCAGAAUCUUGUUGUGUGUAAUAUUUUUAGGCUUCAUUAUGCAGCUCUCUCCAGAUACAUAUGCCCAUGGUGAGCUAAUGAACACUUUGGGUGUUUUAUGUGUUCAUUCAUAUCAUUCAAAUGUGUGGUUUACCUCUUACCUCAACAUCUUCUAUUUACUCAGGAUAGUAGAUAUAUACCACUCGUUUUUCCUCUGGCUGAAGCUGAAGAACAAAGUCAUCCUUGGGAUUCUUCUGAUUACCUUUCUUAUCUCUUUAAUUAUUAGUGCUUCAUUGACUGAGGACACCUGCUAUCACUUCAAGGUCAAUUAUGAAGAAAAUAUAACUUAGGAAUUCAAAGUGAGUAAAAUCCCCAAUCCUUUCAAAGAGAUUGCCCUGAAUCUGGGGGUUAUAGUUCUCUUUAUUCUUAGCCUGAUCUCAUUUCUCUUGUUACUUUGCUCCCUUUUAAGACACAGGCAGAUGAAACUUCAUGCCUCAGUGUGUAGGGACUCCAGAACAGAGGCCCACAUGUGGACUCUAAAAGGCAGUGAUCAUCUUUCUGCUGCUCUUUAUUAUGUACCAUACGUUCUUGUCAUAACCUAUAGCUUUCUGAUUCCUCAGAGAAAAUUUGUGGUGAUGUUUGGUUGCAUAAUUACUGUCAUUUUUCCAUGAAGACAUUCAUUCAUCCUGGUAAUGGGGAACAGUAAGCUGAGAGAGGCUUUUCUGAAGGUGCUGAUUGCGAAAGAUUUUCACAGAAGAAGGCAAUCUUUUGUUCCUUUGAGAAUCCUGAGUACAAGCAGUAAAAUGUCAACAAAUACUCUCUCUCCCAAUUAA
Molecule: messenger RNA, 963 nt
Organism: Phyllostomus hastatus (greater spear-nosed bat)
Lineage: Eukaryota; Metazoa; Chordata; Mammalia; Chiroptera; Phyllostomidae
Gene: TAS2R9
Product: taste 2 receptor member 9
Biological process (GO): G protein-coupled receptor signaling pathway; sensory perception of taste; detection of chemical stimulus involved in sensory perception of bitter taste
Cellular component (GO): membrane
Molecular function (GO): G protein-coupled receptor activity; bitter taste receptor activity
Source: RefSeq, a predicted model, not a curated record